This is a messenger RNA of Lotus japonicus, 1847 nucleotides long. RefSeq names its product BTB/POZ domain-containing protein At3g05675-like. Lineage: Eukaryota; Viridiplantae; Streptophyta; Magnoliopsida; Fabales; Fabaceae. Bases 71 to 1522 code for a protein of 483 amino acids. The transcript is spliced from 2 exons. The record is from RefSeq and is a predicted model, not a curated record.
UUUCGAUUUCCAUUCUCCCAAACACACAAAAAUCGUUUCAUUUUCCCUCACAUUUCUAUUAUUCCCAGAAAUGAUUCCGACCACCGGCGUUCCCAAGAAGAGGCAGCGCACCGCCGCUACCCGCCAUUCCUUCACCGCCGCCACCACCACCAACAACAAAACAUUCACCCGAAACUCUCCAAGCACCACCACCGGCGACGCCCUCUACUUUAACGACGCAUCCACCGCCGACAUCAUCCUCCGCCUUUUCAUCGACACUGCCGAUUCCCCGCUGGAAUCCUCCCCCUCCGUCGAGGACUCCGACCUCCACGUAUACCUCCACUCCACCAUUCUCCGCCGCGCCAAAUACUUCUCCGCCCUAUUGUCCGACCGCUGGAUCGGCCUCGUCCAUCCUCAUACGUCUUCGCCGGAAAACUCCUCCUCCUCCGGUUCCGAUCGCGGCGAACUAUUCCGCCUCAACCUCGGAGUUUCUCCCACUCCAGGCUCGAUCCAGAACCACCUCACCGUGCUGGAGCUUCUCUACACGAGCGAUUUCGCCAACACCGUCAAUAACGCCUCCACCGCGCUGGAUCUGCUCCCGGUGGCGCUGGAAUUGCUGUUCGAGGAGUGCGUUCGCUGGUGUGUAGCGUUUCUGGAAGCGGUGCCGUGGACGGAGGAGGAAGAGAACAGGGUGGUGAGCUUGAUCCCUUUCCUGAACGAGGAAGAAUCGAAGGAGCUCGUGGCUAGGGUUUCUCCUGUCGGUGAAGAUGCAUGCGAAGCGAUGCUCGAAGGUCUGAUCUCUUCGGCGAUGAACAAUUACCAGAACACGGCGUUCGUGAAGGCGUUUGUGGGGAAGAUACUGAGGGAUUUGUCGUCGAGGGAAACGGCGAAGAGGGUGUUGGAGAGCGCGUUCAGGAGGAGCUUGAAGACGGUGAAGGAGUCGCUGGAGGAUUAUUCGAGCCCUGUGUUCAGAGGGGACCAUAAUGAGACGGAAGCGAUUCAGAGGUUGAAUCUGCAUAAGGCUUCGACGAAUGGGAAGCAUCUUCUGUGGUUGGUGGAGAGGAUGAUUGAGCUGAGGGUGGCGGAUGUGGCGGUGCGUGAGUGGAGUGAGCAAGCUCCGUUCACCGCUGAUUUGCAGAGGGCUUUCCGUGAUGAUGCCUGGAGGAACAUUGUGCCUGGUCUUCCUGCUGUUAUUCUUCGCUGCACCUCUAAGCUUGCUAAUGCUGUUUGUGCUGGUACAAUUUUGGCUUCUACUCAGGUGAGAAGGAAGCUUGUAGAAGAAUGGCUUCCGGUUUUGGUUGUAUGCAAAGACAAUGUUUCACCAGUAUCACCCAGCAACAAGUCAUUAUAUCUAGAGCUGGAAGAAACAUUUUUACGAAUCAUCUCCACCUUGCCCAUGUCAGAUGCUCAAGAAUUAUUGCAGCGGUGCCUCAGCUUUUCAACCCGAAAUGUCGAAGAUUGUCCUCACUUGGUGUCAGCAUUCAACACCUGGUUCCGGCGGGCAGCUCAACCCCUGAAACCAGAUUGUCUCUUUGAUCAGUGAGAUAUCUGUUCAGUUCUGUUGCACCAUUGUUGGUUGGCUUCACAAAUAUUGUGCAUAUGUUUAUAUACUAACUCUGUUCAGAAAGCUGUAGUUUAACAUUGUACAGAUGCCUGUCUUUCUAGGACAAACAACAACCCAGAUACUUAGAUCUUGUUUUGAGGUCUCUGGUUGUUGGCAAUGGCUAGUUGGUUCCCUGAAAUGCAAGAUUUUAGUUGCUUGUAUUUCUUAGUUGAAACUUUAAACGAUGGUUUGGGAAUCAGAGGUCAAAAUGAAUAUACCAGCUUUGAUUCGACCCUUUUUCAAAUAAAAUAGUUCAUUCUAAAAA